This is a messenger RNA of Macrobrachium nipponense, 477 nucleotides long. RefSeq lists its product as uncharacterized. The transcript is spliced from 2 exons. The coding region runs from base 1 to 477 and encodes 158 amino acids. The record is from RefSeq and is a predicted model, not a curated record. NCBI's taxonomy places the organism in Eukaryota, Metazoa, Arthropoda, Malacostraca, Decapoda, Palaemonidae.
AUGGCCAUCACUAUGGGCACUACCCGGUCUACCCUCAUCAGAGCCACCAAUAUAGAAAGAGGUCUGCCGAUCCUUACCCUCAUGCUGAGCCUUCUGACGACUACCAUGGCUAUCCUCAUCCAGUCUACCACAAACCCUCCCUAUUACUAUGGUAAUUGUGCUCUUAGCGCUGCCGAGAUAGAGAAGCGAGAUGCAGAGCCAGUUUAUGGCUCCUAUCGUCCCACCUAUGGCUAUGGCUACGGUCACACUUAUGGGACGCAUCCCCACAACAAGAGGUCUGUGUAUCCACAGCCAGAGCCUGAGGCUUCCUACCCUUCCAGACACUACCCAGUGUACCCUCCUCAUGGUCACCAAUACGGAAAGAGGUCUGCUGAUCCUGAACGUUUUCCUUAUCCUUAUGCUGAGCAUUCCUAUGGAAAUGGUUACGAUGGCUAUCCUCGUCCAGCCUACCACCACCCUCCCUAUUACCACGGUUAA